AUGCCGGGGGAGGCGGUCACGCUGCAGCUCGGGCACUACUCGGGCUGCGUGGGCGCGCACUGGUGGGGGCUGCAGGCCGCCUCGCUGCGCGGUGCCCCCGAGCCCGGCGAGCUCCGCCCGGCCGCGCUGCUCCGCUUCGGGCCGGGCCCGGGCGGCCCCGAGACCCCGGCGCCGCGGCUGGUGGCGCUGGAGCUGAAAGGCGGCGUGGGCUCGCUGGGAGCCGAUGGAGCGGGCACGGAGCCGCCGGUGAGCUGGGACGGGGCCGUGGCCGAUUACCGGGACCGAGCCCCGGCCGGGGGCCGCUCGCCGCGGGACACCGGGAGCCGCAGGGGAGACGCCGCCGGGGACGGGAAGGGGAAUCCCGGCGCUGCCAGGACAGGGGCCCAGGACGCUCCCUCCGUGCGGCUCUGGUCCGAUUACCUCAACGUGCACCUGCACCCCAAGAGCGUCUACGUGAUCCGGCAGUACCUGCAUGAUGGGGACUGUGGUUGUCUCGAAGCCUUUGGGCAAGGUGAAAGUCUCCUGCAGGACCCUGCCUGCAUCGAGGAGUUGGAAGAUCGGCUGCACUUCUAUGUUGAGGAGUGUGAUUACCUUCAGGGGUUUCAGGUCCUCUGUGACCUUCACAAUGGAUUCUCUGGAGUUGGUGCCAAGGUGACAGAGCUGCUCCACGAUGAGUAUUCACGGAAGGGGAUCCUGACCUGGGGCCUGACUCCAGUCCUGAGUACUGUGGGAGACCCUCGGAACAGUUUUUACAGACUGAUGAACACGGCCCUGGGCAUUGCUCACCUCUCUCGCCACAGCUCUCUCUUCUGCCCUCUGUCACUCAGUGGGAGUUUGGGAAUCAAGCCAGAAGCUCCUGUGACGUUUCCAUACAUAAAAUACGAUGCAUCCCUGAACUACCACAGCAGCGCCAUUUUGGCAGCAGCACUCGACACCCUCACGGCUCCCUACCGGCUCUGCUCCUUCCAGGGCUCCAUGCUGCACUUUGCUGACUCGCUCACCUUCUCUGGGAGGAAGGUCGUGGCUGCAUGGGCGGCUCUUCCCUUCCCUGCCUUAUCUGGCUCCUCGCUGCCCGAUAUCUUAAGUGCCCACCAGCAGGACGUGCCCUGGAAGCUUCUGUCCUCGUGGAGGGAGCAAAAGGUCAGCUGCUGUUUUGCUCAGUCUGUUGUGCUACGAGGAACUUGCCAAGAGAAACGCAGCAGCAGCUGCCCGGGCCAGCCCCGGUCCUCCUUGCACAGCUGUGAGAGCCCUGAGCAGAUGCUCCAGCAAUUCUUGCACACCCAAUUCCCAGGAGCCUGCAGCACAUCCCACGUGCUCCAGCAGCCCUGCCACACCCGGCCUCCCUUCCCUCAGUUCUUCUCUCCUCUCCUCACCAGACGAGGCUUCCUCCUGGACAAAGCUCAGGGCAACUCCUCAGGAGGUGUCGAGAGCAUCCCCGUGCUGGCAGCGCUGCGGAGCUGCCCCGGGCUGCGCUCGCUGCUGGCGGCGCUGUGCCGGGAGCUGCGGGUGCCAAAGGCGCGGCGCUGCGGCGGCUCCGGCCUGGAACACGACGACGUCCAGGAGGCCCUGGAGGAGCUGAAGACUCUGGCCCAGUGCUAUGAGACGGGGUUUGGAGCAUCUGAGGAUGAAGCAGACUCGGAAUAACCCAACUUUUAUUUACCGGGGGGGAGUGAGUGGCUGGAAGAGCGCUCCCAAAAAUAAAGGGGUUUUUUUUGGA
Hirundo rustica (Barn swallow) is the source of this 1717-nucleotide messenger RNA. RefSeq names its product misato mitochondrial distribution and morphology regulator 1 (gene MSTO1). Gene Ontology annotation, cellular component: cytoplasm. NCBI's taxonomy places the organism in Eukaryota, Metazoa, Chordata, Aves, Passeriformes, Hirundinidae. Gene Ontology annotation, biological process: mitochondrion distribution. The record is from RefSeq and is a predicted model, not a curated record. The transcript is spliced from 14 exons. The coding region runs from base 1 to 1644 and encodes 547 amino acids.